Messenger RNA from Dioscorea cayenensis subsp. rotundata (Guinea yam), 3310 nucleotides. RefSeq names its product receptor-like protein kinase HSL1. Gene Ontology annotation, biological process: protein phosphorylation. Lineage: Eukaryota; Viridiplantae; Streptophyta; Magnoliopsida; Dioscoreales; Dioscoreaceae. Gene Ontology annotation, molecular function: ATP binding; receptor serine/threonine kinase binding; protein kinase activity. The transcript is spliced from 2 exons. Bases 740 to 3118 code for a protein of 792 amino acids. The record is from RefSeq and is a predicted model, not a curated record.
CCCUGCAUUCUUCCAGGAAAACAAGACCUCAUCCUCAAUAAGAGUCAUAAAACUCCCAAUGGACAUCAAAGCAAUUGCCACAGUAUUCUUCACUCUAACAAUCUACUACCUAUCCCCCAAAGUAUCAUCCCUCACACGAGAACAAGAGAAAGCAAACCUUAUUACAAAUCAAGAAUUUCUGGAGCAACACUACAUCACUCCAAUCUUGGGAAGACAACAACAGGAGCACAACAACAACAGCACACUGCAACUGGUUUGGCAUCACCUGCUCAUCAGAUGGUUUCAUCACCAACAUCUCACUCCCCAACCAAAAACAUCUAUGGCCCAAUCCCUGACUCUCUUUGCAACCUCACCAACCUGACCCACAUCGACCUCUACAACAACUACAUCUCCGGCCAAAUUCCCAAUAUCCUUAUACAGCUGCUCAAAUCUCAAGUACCUCAACCUUGGCCAAAACCUCUUAGUUGGAACCAUCCCUUCCGACAUCAACCGCAUCUCUUCUUCCCUUGUAUAUCUAAGCCUCGAAGCUAACAACUUCAGUGGUGAUAUACCUCCAAGUAUAGGCCAACUUCCAAAUAUCCAAUCUCUUAUUCUCGAUAGUAACCUUUUCAAUGGCUCGUUCCCGGCUGAGCUCGGACAACUCUCCUCUCUCCAAACACUUUGGCUUGCCUACAAUCCGUUUACUCCAGCAACCAUUCCCCUGGAGUUUGGCAAACUCAAGAACCUACGCUUUCUGUGGAUGACUAAAGCUAAUCUCAUCGGCAGCAUCCCAGACUCUUUCUCCAAUCUCUCAGCUCUUCAGCAACUCGAUCUCGCUAGGAACAACCUCACUGGUCCGAUCCCGGCCGGCAUCUGGAUGCUGCCAAAUCUUGAGUACCUUUACUUGUAUGCCAACCAUCUCUCUGGUAAGAUUAAUGGCACAAUUGGAGCUCUUAACCUUGUGAACAUAGAUGUUGGAAUUAAUCAGCUUACAGGAACAAUACCUGAAGAUUUUGGAAAGCUCAACAAUUUGUCAGGUCUUGGUAUUUACUUCAACAAAUUCUCUGGAGAGAUCCCGGCGAGUAUUGGUUUGCUUCCUUCGUUGACCAGCGUCCGGUUCUUCGAUAAUAAUCUCACUGGGGUUUUGUCACCAGAGUUUGGUAAACACUCGAAGCUGUGGGAAUUUGAUAUCAGUAAUAAUAGAAUCUCCGGCGAGCUUCCCGCUGGGCUUUGCGCCGGUGGGAUUCUAACAUCCGUGGUUGCUUUUAAUAAUAAUCUCACCGGGAGGUUGCCGGACUCUCUCGAUCAUUGCGUGACGUUGGAUAAUAUCCAGGUCUAUAACAAUAGGUUGACCGGCGAUGUCCCCAACGGCAUAUGGUCGGCGGUCAACCUUACGACGGUGAUGAUGUAUGAUAACCAGCUCUCCGGCACUCUUCCAGAGAAGCUCCCGUGGAAUAUCUCCAGACUCCAGAUCGCCAACAAUAGGUUCUCCGGCAAGAUACCGUCGACGGCCGGCAACCUCCAGGUCUUCGAGGCAGCUAACAACCAGUUUUCCGGCGAAAUACCGGGAAAUCUCUCUAGCUUCUCAAGACUCCAGACCUUGUCCCUCCGCGGGAACCAGAUCUCCGGUGGGAUCCCUGGAUCGAUCUCGGCACUGAAGUUCGUCAACAUACUCGAUUUGAGUGACAACCAGCUCUCCGGGGAGAUCCCUGACGGAAUCGGGUCUCUGUCGUCGCUGACAAAGCUUGACCUCUCCGGGAAUGAUCUCACCGGCGAGAUCCCGCAGAAGAUGGCGGAGCUUAAGCUCACGUUCCUGAAUGUAUCAUCGAACCAGCUCUCCGGCGAGGUCCCGGCCGGCCUCCGUAACGGCGCGUACGACGACAGCUUCCUGGCGAACCCCGGCCUCUGCUCGCCAUCAACCGUUCUCAAUCUCAGAGCAUGCGGUGGCAAAUCCGACGGUCAAAAUCACACCUCAGUCGCUCUCAUCCUCUUCUUUGUUUUCGGGGGACUUGCCUUGCUCGGCACGGUAGUUUUCGCCAUCGUGGGUAUCAGAGACUACAAGCGACGCAUGGACCGCAUUGAUCUCGGCCCAUGGAAACUGACAUCGUUCCAGUCGUUGGAUUUCACCGAGCAACGAAUCUUAAAGGGCCUCACGGUGGAGAAUCUCAUCGGUAGCGGUGGCGGGGGACAAGUGUACAAGAUCAUCCUCGGGAAUCGUGCCGGAGAGAUCGUGGCUGUCAAGAAGAUCAGAAACGGCAAGAAGUUUGAUUCCAGACGGGAAAAGGAAUUCCAAGCGGAAGUCCAGAUUCUGGGGACCAUCCGGCAUGCCAACAUAGUGAAACUCAUUGCCUGCAUCUCUAAUGGUGAUUCUAAGUUACUUGUGUAUGAGUAUAUGCACAAUAAGAGUCUAGAUAGAUGGUUGCACGCUAAGUACAGGUCUGAUCAGUCCAAUGAAAAUUUGAAACUGGAUUGGCCUACUAGAUUAUCGAUUGCAAUCGGAGCAGCCAAAGGACUUUGCUACAUGCAUAACGAUUGUAACCCGGCGGUUGUCCACAGGGAUGUCAAGUCCAGCAACAUUCUUCUUGAUGAUGAGUUUGGCGCGAAGAUUGCCGAUUUCGGCCUUGCGAGGAUGCUGGAGAAUGCGAGUGAACCAGAGUCAGUAUCAAUUGUGGCUGGUUCCUUCGGAUACAUGGCACCAGAGUGUUACACGAGAAAGGUUAAUGAGAAGAUGGAUGUGUAUAGUUUCGGAGUGGUGCUGUUGGAGCUCACCACUGGAAGGGAGGCUAAUGAUGGCGGCGAUGAUGGCUCGCUGGCAGACUGGGCAUGGCAGCAUGUUCAGGAUGGCAACCAAUUGAUUGAUGCCAUUGACUGUGAGAUCAAAGACCAUGCAUUUAUGCAAGAGAUCGAGAUGGUCUUUAAACUAGGCAUACUUUGCACCAACAAAACACCUUCAAUGAGACCGACGAUGAAGGAGGUGUUGCAAGUCCUGCUCCAGUUCCAUCAAAUAGAAGUUGUUGAUCGCUUGCAUAAAAUGGACUAUGGUGUAGCUCCUGGCUGUUUACAGACUAAAAGGGGAAGCAGGCAUAAUAGGAUAUCAGAUUCAAAUGAAUUUGACGAUUACUGCACCUCUCCGGUAUGAAGAUUUUAGAUGUCGGAGUAGUUGUUCAGGCUCAAUGGCCACAGAGGCGCAAAGGCACUAAACCGAUGUACAUUAUUAAAUGUGUACUAUAGUUUCAUGGUAUUUAGAUAAUUUAAUAUCAUCAGCACACAGGGUGUGUUAACUUGUAAAAUUUAAGACUACCAUAAAUAAUAACUCCUGAUGCUCUCGUAA